Molecule: messenger RNA, 465 nt
Organism: Aureobasidium melanogenum CBS 110374
Lineage: Eukaryota; Fungi; Ascomycota; Dothideomycetes; Dothideales; Saccotheciaceae
Exons: 2
Coding region: 1-465 (154 amino acids)
Cellular component (GO): nucleus
Molecular function (GO): protein phosphatase 1 binding; protein serine/threonine phosphatase inhibitor activity
Source: RefSeq, a predicted model, not a curated record
AUGUCUUCCAACCAAUCCAACGUGGCGUCCAACACGCACGGCAGUCUCACUCUCACCGCUUCCCAAGCGGGGCCUACUACUCUCCGUCUCAGGGCCGAGGCCGAACCUUCCGAACGCCGUCGCAUUCAGUGGGCCGAAGAUGUGAUUGACAAUGAAGGCAUGGGAAAGAAGAGUUCAAAAGUAUGCUGCAUCUACCACAAACCACGCGAGGCUGGUGAAUCUUCUGAUGAAGACUCGUCCUCGUCGUCUUCCUCCGACUCGGAUAGCGAGCCCGAUACCAGCAGGGCCCAGCCUGCAAACCGUCGUCGUAAUCAGCACCAUCACCACCCAGAUGGCCCAUGCGACCACGAUCACGCCGACCCCUCCCAUUCGCACGGUUCCAGCAAGGGCAAACAGAAGGCCCGCAGGCCUAGUCCAAAUGCUUACGAGAGAGUUCCUAGAAGGAAGACACCCAAGAAGGAUUGA